UGCACGAGGAACGGGAAGUGUUGCUCGCGCACAAGCUGGAACGUCAUCUGCUUCCUUAACAAUGGUGACUGUCACGACCGAAUCAUUGGUAUCGGCAAGACUCAGAGGAGUACUGCUUGUUGUCAUUCUUCAUUUUGUAUUAAUACCACCGCUGACUGCUAUAUCAGAGCCGGGAUAUUGGGUCCUGGAUGUGGAUAAUGAAGGUGCGAAGCAAAAGUUCUACUAUUUUCCGAAGACAAUGUUCAAUAAUACUUUAAUUGAGAUAAAAUUGCUCAAUGAAGUGUGUGCUGGUCCUGUAAACUUCACUAUAGCAUGGUAUUUGCGGAGUUCUCCUUGCUACGAUGAAGUGUUUGGACUUGAUCCUGAAUCAGCAAAACUCUAUUUUAACAACAACUAUGUACAGCGCGAAGGAAGCAAUGGGUUGUACAUAUACCACGAGUAUGAGCCUAUACAGUGUGAAUCUAGUAUUCCUGGAAAUAAGCUUGCAGUAGAAAACUUUGAUCAUCCUGAACGGCUGACACCAAUGACUUUGCCAACCACAAAUUCACAAAGCAGACGAAGGAGGGACGCAGGGAAGACAGAAGGGCAGACAAAAGAUGUUGCAGCAACAAACCUAUCAAGUGCUCCAAAAAGCAAAGACUCUUUAUCAGUGGAGACCUCAGAAAAACAGUCUAAAUCACACACUGCAGUGGCACAAACCUGGGAAGACAGCCCUUACAUGUUCAUCAUCAGAAUUGAGGCAAAUCCAGUUGUCGAAGAAUCAAAAUCAAGCAUAAAACUGGAGGUCAGGAUGUACGGCACCCAUCAAUACAUCUCAGCAUCUGAAUGGCCAUUGAUGAUCUUCUACAUGGUGAUGUGCAUCAUCUAUGUGAUUCUGGGCGUGCUGUGGUUGGCUCUCUCUGCGUGUUACUGGAGAGACCUGCUUCGGAUUCAGUUUUGGAUUGGAGGAGUGAUCUUCUUGGGCAUGCUUGAGAAGGCAGUCUACUAUGCAGAGUUCCAGAGCAUCCGUUACGAUGGCCACUCAGUUCAAGGUGCAGUGGUGUUUGCAGAGGUACUUUCAGCAGUAAAAAGAACCCUGGCUCGAGUACUGGUCAUCAUUGCUAGCCUUGGAUAUGGCAUAGUCAAACCAAGACUAGGAGCAUUGCUGCACAGGGUGGUGGGGGUAGGACUGCUCUACCUUAUCUUCUCCAUCAUAGAAGGAGUACUGAGAGUCAACACGGCUGAAGAUGACCUGGUGUUGCUGGCUGCCAUCCCCUUGGCUGUUCUCGACUCUACCCUCUGCUGGUGGAUCUUCAUUAGCCUGGCCCAGACGAUGAAGCUCCUUCGGCUGAGGAGAAACGUGGUCAAACUGUCCCUUUACCGACACUUCACCAACACACUCAUAUUCGCUGUCAUCGCUUCUGUUAUAUUUAUUGUGUGGACAACAAAGACCUUCAAGUUAUCCAAGUGCCAAUCUGACUGGAGAGAGCUGUGGAUAGAUGAUGCCUUCUGGCGCUUCCUAUUCUCAAGUAUCCUGCUCGUGAUCAUUUUCUUAUGGAGGCCGUCAGCCAACAACCAGAGGUAUGCCUUCAGUCCACUGGUGGAUGAGGUUAGUGAGGAAGAAGAGGGGGAGCAGCUAAUGAAUGAAGCCUUCGAGGGUGUGAAAAUGAGAGGAAUGAAACCAGAGACCAAUGGAAGUUCAAAACCCAGCAAAGUGGAUGAAGAUCUCAAAUGGGUUGAGGAGAACAUUCCCUCAUCAAUGGCUGAUGUUGCACUGCCGCCUCUGCUAGACUCAGACGAGGAGAUCAUGACCACAAAAUUUGAGAUGUCCAAAAUGGAGUAGAUCUAUGAAGAAGUAGUAUGCAAUGUAUAUAAAAUGUGUACGACAAUGCAAAACUGCUUUAUCCCAAAAUAUGAGCUUUUCAUAAGUAACAUCUGUACAUAUGUGGGACGAUGAGGGUAAUGCACUAAAGGACUUUUGUUUUAUUUUUAAUUGCCUGUUUGUAUUUAUAUUUUCUCAAAUAAUAUGGUGUAAGAGUUUCUUAAAACAUAACUGUAAAUUGCCUUUGACUGUUGUUUACAUAUCUACGGGACAAAAUGUGAUUAAAAUACGUUAGUUUGUGCAGUGUGCUCUUUCACUAAGAGGCUUUUGCACAACAAUCCUAUUAUUACAUAAAGAUGGGAAAACAUGUAAGAUAAAAGCUUUCUCUUCUGGUUUUCUUUAAUUCGUCAGUAUGCUUUCACAAAUUAACAGUACCUUUCUGACUUGGUGAUAUUUUCAAUAAAAGUGGCCAUUAAGUGUCAUCUUGUUGGCCUGUGCACCAUUAAGCAGAUUGCCUUUCAAUGGAUUUAUCUGACCUGAGUUUUUAAUGCUCUGUUGUCAUAGUUAAUAGACACUCG
Molecule: messenger RNA, 2379 nt
Organism: Sinocyclocheilus grahami
Lineage: Eukaryota; Metazoa; Chordata; Actinopteri; Cypriniformes; Cyprinidae
Gene: tmem87a
Product: transmembrane protein 87A
Exons: 21
Coding region: 62-1822 (586 amino acids)
Biological process (GO): retrograde transport, endosome to Golgi
Cellular component (GO): membrane; Golgi apparatus
Source: RefSeq, a predicted model, not a curated record